This is a messenger RNA of Polychytrium aggregatum, 1027 nucleotides long. RefSeq names its product carbon-nitrogen hydrolase. The transcript has 3 exons. The coding region runs from base 71 to 916 and encodes 281 amino acids. Lineage: Eukaryota; Fungi; Chytridiomycota; Chytridiomycetes; Polychytriales. The record is from RefSeq and is a predicted model, not a curated record. Gene Ontology annotation, biological process: oxaloacetate metabolic process; L-glutamine metabolic process. Gene Ontology annotation, cellular component: mitochondrion. Gene Ontology annotation, molecular function: omega-amidase activity.
CGGCCAUCGACCAGCCAUCGACCAGCCAUCGAUCAAACCCGCUGCUGUUCCUGCAAACUGACCCUGCACAAUGGCAUCGGCCCGGUCCUUCAAGAUUGCACUCGUCCAGCUCAAGGUCACGGCUGAGAAGCAGCUCAACCUGCUUAAUGCCCGGUCCAAGGUCCUCGAGGCCGCCAAGAACGGCGCCCGGCUCGUGGUGCUCCCAGAGUGCUUCAACUCGCCCUACGGCACAUCCUACUUUCCCGAAUACGCCGAGCCCAUCGACGGUCCCUCGGCAAAGUCGCUCUCGGAUAUGGCUCGUGCCGCGAAUGUCUACCUCGUCGGCGGGUCCUUCCCAGAGGCCAAGGACAAGAAGUUCUUCAACACCUGCACUGUCUGGAACCCCAGCGGCGACCUGCUGGCUGUCCAUCGCAAAAUUCAUCUGUUCGACAUUGACGUGCCCGGCAAAAUCCGGUUCCAAGAGUCCGAGACCCUGUCUCCGGGCACUUCCAUGACCCACUUUGAUACCGAGUUUGGCAAGAUCGGCGUCGGCAUCUGCUACGAUAUUCGCUUCCCCGAGCUGGCCAUGAUCGCUGCUCGGAAGGGAUGCAUCGCCAUGAUAUACCCUGGCGCCUUCAACACCACGACCGGUCCGCUUCAUUGGGAGCUCUUGCAGAAAGCCCGUGCGGUCGACAACCAGAUCUACGUCGCUGCAUGCUCGCCUGCCCGGGACACCGAGGCCAGCUAUGUUGCCUGGGGGUACUCGUCCCUUGUCGAUCCAAUGGCCCAGGUUGUGGCUUCGGCCAAGGAGGACGAAGCGAUUGUCUACGGCGAAGUCGAUCUGGGCGUCAUCGAGACGACUCGCCAGAGCAUUCCCGUCACCACACAGCGACGAUUCGAUGUCUAUCCCGACGUGGCCGCCUCUCAUCAUGCCUAAAGGCUCCCAUGCUAUGCUGUACCAUGCCCUGACAUGCUCUGUCUGCUCUAUGGCAUGGGACAGGGUGUCGGGAGCGACAAAAGCGCAUCACCGGCGACCAGAUGUACGGCG